Anopheles stephensi (Asian malaria mosquito) is the source of this 892-nucleotide messenger RNA. Its product is annotated as chymotrypsin-like protease CTRL-1. The transcript is spliced from 3 exons. Gene Ontology annotation, molecular function: serine-type endopeptidase activity. Lineage: Eukaryota; Metazoa; Arthropoda; Insecta; Diptera; Culicidae. The record is from RefSeq and is a predicted model, not a curated record. Bases 81 to 863 code for a protein of 260 amino acids. Gene Ontology annotation, biological process: proteolysis.
AUGAACACUCUGCGCAAUGCCAGCGCCAGCUAUAAAUACGGCGAGAAGUUUUGAUUUUGCGAACGGUUGCACCGCACAGUAUGAGGCGAUUACUUUUUAUUAUCAUCCCAGCCAUCGUCACAAUCGGACACUCGAUCCGACCACCCAUUAUCGAUGGGAGGGAAGCGGAUCUACACGAGUUCCCGUACCAGGUGUCGUUACAGUGGAACUUUAACAAUGGUUCACGCCCAACGCAUUUCUGUUCCGGAUCGAUCCUCAACCGGGACUGGAUUCUAACGGCAGCGCACUGCAUGGAAAAUCUCUCGGGCAACGGUUGGUACGAGAUCGUCGCAGGUGUGAACAACAUCGCCCACGAAGAACCCGGAGCACAGCGACGAAAUGUGUCGCGGUUCGUCAAGCAUCCGUUGUUCAAUGAACUCACCAUCAAGCAUGAUAUCGCUGUGAUUCUGCUCUCGGAACCGUUGCACCUGAACGGCAACAUUAAAACAAUGAGACUGGCGACGGGUAGCACAGUUGUCCUGCAGACGCACGCAAAGUUUGCUGGGUGGGGCUCAAUUUCCAAAACUAUGGUCAACAUUUUCCCCGAUAUGCUGAUGAAAGUGACGCUGCCUCUUCGCACGCUGGAAGAAUGCGCAUGGGAUGGCAGGGUCGAUAGUACCCAGAUUUGUGCCGCAGGAUAUCAGAAUGUUUCCGCGUGUACGGCGGACUCGGGCGGCCCACUGACGGUAACCAUGGACGGUGAGGAGGUCCAGAUUGGAGUGGCGUCUUUCGGCGAAAAACCGUGCUUGGCAAGGUAUCCGAUUGUGUUUUCGAGUGUGUUGCACUUUUACGAAUGGAUUCAAAGUGCGAUCGCAGAUGAUUGAAUAAAGAAAGUAUUGAUAAAGCCACGAAA